Messenger RNA from Anneissia japonica, 543 nucleotides. Its product is annotated as leucine-rich repeat serine/threonine-protein kinase 2-like. Gene Ontology annotation, molecular function: protein kinase activity; ATP binding. NCBI's taxonomy places the organism in Eukaryota, Metazoa, Echinodermata, Crinoidea, Comatulida, Comatulidae. The transcript is spliced from 5 exons. The record is from RefSeq and is a predicted model, not a curated record. The annotation marks the transcript as partial. Gene Ontology annotation, biological process: protein phosphorylation.
GUUGCUGAGGGUUUGGUGUUUCUACAUGAGAACAACAUUGUCUAUCGUGACCUGAAGCCCGAUAACAUCUUAAUCUUCUCUCUCAAUCUAGGAAUGAUGAUUAACGCAAAGAUCGCUGACUACGGUAUAUCCAAGUUUACAACACGUUACGGUUUGAAGUCCAGUGAAGGCACACCAGGCUACAGAGCACCAGAGGUCAUCAGAGGAACAGCAACAUACAACACUGAGGUCGAUGUUUAUUCUUUUGGGAUUGUUCUGUAUGAACUUGUCACUGGUGGCAAGAAACCAUUUGAAGAUCUUGACUUUCGCAAUGAGCUAGAUGAUGCUGUUGUUAGGGGGCGUAAAUUACCUCCUUUAACAGAAAGUGAUGUUGCACCAUGGCCAGAGUUGCAGGAACUUAUUGAUCUCUGUCUGGAACACAUACCAGAGAAUAGACCUACGUCGGAACAAGCAUAUCAGCGUUUAAGUGCACCUGAGUUGUUGUGUCUGCGAAAUACAUUUCCACUCUUCAAAGGAGUAUCUGUAGAAUGUACUACAGUUAGA